Messenger RNA from Penicillium malachiteum, 1203 nucleotides. RefSeq lists its product as uncharacterized. The record is from RefSeq and is a predicted model, not a curated record. Lineage: Eukaryota; Fungi; Ascomycota; Eurotiomycetes; Eurotiales; Aspergillaceae. The transcript has 2 exons. The coding region runs from base 1 to 1203 and encodes 400 amino acids.
AUGUCAAACGCCAAUUUUCACUUGGAAUGCUUUCGGUCUUGGAACCCUCCCCAAGAGAAAGUGCAGCCUUUGCAGAAUCGUCUCGAGAUCUGUCGCUACCCGAGUCCGGUCUCCAUCUCUGCUACACCGUUUCCUUCCGAUCACACGGACCCCAUUCCACAUGGCCAGAAAAGUUCUGCUCCCAGGCUUGAGCGGCAUCCCCUUCCAGUUCGCCCACCAGCGGAGGUUUGCGUGGAUGGCGGCCUUCAACCAAAAGCUCAAAUUGCUCAAAACGAAUCGGAGGUGCUGGGGCAAGCAUCAUCUAUCAGUCUUGACCCUGAGAGUUUCCACUUGGAGGGCAUCGUCCUCCCUUCGGACGGUCUACCAAGCUUUGAAAAUGUUGAUCAUGCAAUGUUUUCUGAUCCCAUUGUGCAAGAUCCCGAGGAUCAAUUUCCCAGCUUUGAGUCAGGCGUCUUGGAGCUCGCUUUCACUUCUGAUCAGCACUCUGGGACCGGAGCUUUUCCAAACUUUGCGACAAUCGAUCCGGCAAUUCUGGGAAGUAGCCAUUCCCAGGAAGUUGAGCAGGCUCAAGCAAUAGAAAUUAUGUCUGGUUUCACAACACCCCCGGACAUAUUUUUGGCUGAACCACCUCGUUUCUUGAAUGAAGAUGCUCCCUUUGACGGCAGGCGACAUGCUUUGAAAAGGACGCUGCAAUCUGGCCAGCAACCUUCCAAAAUCAGCAAACUUUCAGUAGUCGUAAAAAGUCACAAAAAGAAUCGGGCUGGUUGUUCGACUCACGGACUCGGCCGCCAGAAUGUCUCGUUCUCUACUGUCCGUGCCCAAUUCUCUGCCCUUCCGGUCGAGCACCGACUACAAUUCCUGUCGUGGCUAUUUGAAGGCGCCUUAUCUCAGUGCCUCCAAAUGCACUCCAGCACAAAUGACGCCUCAGCAUCGGCAUGUGUCUCUGGACAAGACGAAGUUUCGACACCCAGGUCUGAACACUCCACCAUGAGUGCCGGAAUAGCUGGUGCGAAAUGCGCUCGUUCCUCGAGGAAAGGAUUAAAAUGGUCCGCGGAAGAGGAUCGGCUACUGGUGAAGCUCAGAGAGGAAGAAAAGCUUGCUUGGCCGGAAGUGACCAAGCGGUUUGGUCGAGUCUUUCCCGGAAGAAAGCAAGGCUCCCUACAAGUGUAUUGGAGCACAAAGCUUAGCAAACAGAAAAGAUGA